CUAUAGAACUCCAGCGUACCUACCUACCCCCCUGGGUCUAUGUCUAUAUGCUCCAAAUAUACUCGAUAGAACUACCGUAGUGAAGUGCAACAUGGAGGCAGGUGAUGAUGGUGGGAUGGCGCGUGAUCGACCCAAUAGCUUUUUAGUGAAUGUGGACGGGAUAAACGGCAAUUUGACUCCGGCCAGCUCGACUUCUAGUCUGAGUGAGCUGGACAAUGCCAACACGGACAGUGAUAACAACGAGGUGCGCCAGUGGCAUCGUCCGGCCAGUGGGCGCAGUCUUGGUGUUGCUGCCCCAGACGACGACAGUGAUCAGGAAAUACUCGAGCUUUCAAAACUUAGGUGCAGCGGUGAGAGGACAGAAGUGGCACAGGAGCGUGUCAGCAGGCGAAACAGGUGCGCUGAUUACCCGGGAUUUGCGUUUGGAUCUUCUAUGUUCAGCUCAAACACUAUGAUGAAACUCAGUGUUAUCAAGAAUGAACUCCAUAAUAUAAUGACGGUGCAGCUGAAGAGGGCUGAGGGCGAGGUGUCGGCUCUGGGCCGCCGCAUCCAGCUGCUGGAGGAGGACCUGGAGCGCUCCGAGGAGCGGCUCGCCAUCGCCACCACCAAGCUGGCCGAGGCCUCCCACUCGGCCGACGAGUCCGAGCGGUACGUAUCCUCCUCUCAGCCGCUCAGCCGGUACAGCGGCCAACCAGUCGGGCUGCCCCAUAGCCAGGCACCCGACGCACGUCCCGUGAGCUCUCCUCCCGGUCAGGGCGGACGCCUGACUGCCCGGCGCCGCCGGCCGCUCCGCUGA
This is a messenger RNA of Amphibalanus amphitrite, 796 nucleotides long. RefSeq lists its product as uncharacterized. Bases 92 to 796 code for a protein of 234 amino acids. Gene Ontology annotation, cellular component: actin filament. The record is from RefSeq and is a predicted model, not a curated record. Gene Ontology annotation, molecular function: actin filament binding. Gene Ontology annotation, biological process: muscle contraction; actin filament organization. NCBI's taxonomy places the organism in Eukaryota, Metazoa, Arthropoda, Thecostraca, Balanomorpha, Balanidae. The transcript has 3 exons.